AUGUCUAUUAGUCGAACCAGCAGUGGUGGUGUCCGUUCCCUCCGCGCUAUGUUCGAGAGCUCGAAGACGUCCACUUCUGACAGCCAAAGCUUAACUCCUGGCGACAACAGGACAAACGAGAUUGAUACACCUCGCUCUGCUCCCAAAGUUCGUGCAAGCUUUGUGCCUGUCGAGUCGAACACCCCAGUCAGAUCGGAUUCAGCAGCUGCAAAGGACAAUAUCAACGGCCACAACAGCACAGCUGAUCAGAGGCGCGAGAGCUUCAGCUUGGACGAAGCACAGGACGCAGAAGACAUUGCAGACCUGCAGCGGACUGUAACAAACGAGAAGGAGAAGCGCAAGCAGAGUGCGGACGUUAGGGAGGUGGUACCGGAGCAAGCUAUCGAACCGACGCCGGCGGUAACGCCAGCACACGAAUUGCACGAGGACAACGCAAUGGGAUCGGUCGAUAACCUCGGAAACAAGAUGCAACACAUGAACCUCAACGAUGGCGAGGCUGUGUUGAAUACAUUGGGCUUACCUAAGGCCAAUUCGAACGCGGACCUGCCGACGGAAGACACAGACGUUGGGCAGUCAGAGCAAACUGCCGAGGAGGUUGACUCUCCACCAGAAUCACCUGGUGACAACCCAGACAAGCCAGUCUCAGCAGUCGAGGACACCGAUGCAAUCAUGAAGCCAGCCGAUCCUAAAGACGAGGGUUCUGUCUCGGGCGGUGCAGCACUGCCUCCACCUGCCGAGAAGCUGUCGCCACUCAAGCACAACAAGGGAGGUGCGAACCAGGCUGCAGCUCCGUUUGGAGGCGAUGGGACGAGCGAUGAAGAUCCUCCAGCACCUACACCAGGAAAGACUCUCGGCAAGGUCAAUGGGAUUGCGAAGACGCCAAUGCACAGUCAAGCGAAGCCCACACCUUCGAAGACACCUUCUUCGCGUCCACCCGCUAUUUCCACCGCAAGGGAAGCCAGCACAAAGGCGACGCCGAAGACCGCACCAAUGCCAAAGUCUCCAGCAGGCAUGCCGAAGACACCAAAGACCCCAACUUCCGUCCACCAAGCCUCUCCACCAAAGUCCGCAGUCUCCAAGCCGUCGCCCAAACCAUCCCCGGCGCGAACCGACACGAAGCCUCAAGCCCCCGCGCCCAAAACCAGCCGCUCGUCCCUGCGCGCCUCGACCUCCUCCACGGCAACCGCUCCCACCGCGGCAUCCAAGACGCGCGCAGCCGCCAAACCCACUACCAGCACUGCUGCGACAACCCACACCUCCCCCACAACCUCCAAACCAACCCGCCCCAAAUCCCCCACCCGCCCCGUGCGGCUUCCCUCCCACCUCACGGCCCCAACGGCCUCCUCAGCCGCCAAACACGACGCCACCGGUGGCGCUCCCACCCGCCCUGCGGCCUCCUCCACAACCGCGGCAGGCAGCACUCUCGGCCGGAAGCCCUCGACCCUAACGCGCGACCGGGCCGCGCCCUCCAAACCCCUCGCCGCCGCGGCGCGCAAAGAAACGACGCGCCCUUCGCUCAACGCUUCUCAAUCGGCUCCCAAGCGGCCCGAAUCACGCACCGGACACGCCCAGUCCACGAAGGCGCCGGACGAGGGAUUCCUAGCAAGGAUGAUGCGGCCGACGGCCAGCUCGUCGAGCAAGGCGCACGACAAGGUCGAGGCGAAGAGUCCGCCGCGACGUGCUGCUUCUAUCCGGCCGAAGCAGGGUGGAGCGGGCGCUGGUGCUGGGAGGGCGAGGGAGAGGGCUGGGGACAAGGAUAAGGACAGGGAAGGGGUGAAGACGAAUGGGAUUGGGAAGGAGGGGGCGCCUGUGUUGCCUGAUGUUGCGGGUGUGGAUGCGACGGGUGGGGCGGAUGAUGGGGGGAUGGGGGAGGUGGAUGGGGUGGGUGCGAGGUAG
This is a messenger RNA of Coniosporium apollinis CBS 100218, 1896 nucleotides long. RefSeq lists its product as uncharacterized. The transcript has a single exon. The record is from RefSeq and is a predicted model, not a curated record. The coding region runs from base 1 to 1896 and encodes 631 amino acids. NCBI's taxonomy places the organism in Eukaryota, Fungi, Ascomycota, Dothideomycetes.